AUGGGUUCAUACCAACCAGCGACCACUGUCGCCAUUAUUGGAGGAGGCCCAGCCGGCCUGGCCGCAGCAAUUUCUCUAUCGAAGCUGCCGUUUCUCUCCACCACUCUCUACGAGCGAAAUCCCGAGCCACGAGAGGUCGGAGCGGGCAUCAGUCUCAGUUAUAAUGCUUGGAAAGUUCUGGAUUUACUAGGAGCCGCCGACGGGGUCAAGGGAUCUUCUAAAGCCGAUACGCGCUCGAGGAAUGGCUAUACCGGUGAAGUCCUUUUACUGCAACCCCAUCCAGAGAACGGUGAUCUAGACCCACGUGGGUCGAUCAGAGCUCGAAGAACUCGACUUCAAUCUGGCCUUCUGGAAAAGGUUCCUGACGGUGUGAUCAAGUACGGGAAGAAGCUGAUAUCCGCACAAGACGCGGGGCCAGAAGGCGUGCGCUUGUCGUUCGAAGACGGGACAGAGGCUCUUGCAGACCUGGUGAUUGGAGCCGAUGGUGAUCCGGAAGAUGCUCUAUCCAGACCACGCGAUCCAUUUCACAGGAAACACGGUAUGGCGCACCCUUGUUCCGAGAUCAUCUCUCACACACAUACCGGACGUCACCAGUGGGACAUCAUGGUGCAAUAUGACCAACGCGUUCGAGAUGCCAUCGCGGCCGUCCCCCAAGGAGCGUGGAAAGAAUUCGCCAGUUAUGCUGGUCCCGGCCCAGAAAGAAUUACUGGAUGGGACAAGGUUGUUUUGAUAGGGGACGCUAGCCAUCCACUCCACGGUGCAUUUGGAUCGGGAGCGACAUUCGGCAUGGAAGAUGGAUGGGUUCUGGCACAGGCUCUUGAACUGGAACAUUCACGUGGUUCCGAAAGGCUGGUCCGAGAUACACUUCAGAUUUUCGAAGAAAUCCGCCUUCCUUACUAUCAGAGAAUGUAUCUCGACAGUCAAAGAACCAGUGUCAAGAAUGCCGACGAAGAAGAGAAAACCAUCAACGAAAUUCUUGAGGCCAGAUUCAAGGCCUUUGGUAUCGGGCAGGAAAGCAAAUUGAACUGGAUCUACAAGCACGACAUCGGGAAAGUUUGGUCAGACUACUUGAAAGGCAUCAAAGAAGUUCACAGUUGA
Molecule: messenger RNA, 1098 nt
Organism: Exophiala xenobiotica
Lineage: Eukaryota; Fungi; Ascomycota; Eurotiomycetes; Chaetothyriales; Herpotrichiellaceae
Exons: 7
Coding region: 1-1098 (365 amino acids)
Biological process (GO): secondary metabolite biosynthetic process
Source: RefSeq, a predicted model, not a curated record